AUGGGGAACAUGAUUAGUGUCCUGGGGGUGAAGCGUCAGCGGAAGCGUCAGUGCAGCGCCAGGCAGUGUCAGCCUGUGCCAGCCUGCUCCCGGCCGCGCUUCCUCAGACCGCUUAGUGCGAAGACCCGUGGGCAAAGACUGAGCGAGGGGCAGGACAGCGAGGCCCAGGGACAUGCGAGUGGCAGGGGAACAGCGAGGGUAGGGUUCCACACUCCCUUUGGCUCCACGGUGGUCCUCCUUCACCAACUACCCUGGCCAGUCACACCACAGAAACAAGUUCCCCACUCCCUUUGGCUCCAUGUUGAUCCUCCUUCACCAACUACCUUGCUCAGGCUGAAUUCAGGUGGUGGUAAGCCUUGGUGGAAGGAACACUCUGCUGGUGGACUCAAGAGGAACAUCCAACCUCAUACCAACAAUCCUUGCAACAUGCUUCAUGUUCUACAACUACUCUGUAUUAAAGCUACACAUUUCUUCUUGUCUGCUGCAAUCCACAAGUCCACUGCCUUGCUCUGCCAAUGUCACAACCAUGAUUCCCUGCUCAAUGGAAACUCCACUCCUCCAUGCAAUGCUAACUUGCCAAGUCCUUCUCUCAUCAAAGGAACCUUCAGUGCCAAGUCCAACUUGUUCAUCCUUGCGCAGGCAGUGGACCCAAGAGUGAACCUUCCACCAAGCAUCAUGUCCUCAAACCAAACUCCUUUGUAUUCAACCAACACUUGUGACAAAGUAUUUCAAUGUCAUGCCCUUUCAUCUGUAACUACUGAAAGACUUACCAAUAAAGACCAAUCCACUUCACCUCUUGUCUCUGUGCCUGGUUCCUCUUUAGUCCAUGCAAACUCCAUGUAA
Messenger RNA from Notolabrus celidotus (New Zealand spotty), 843 nucleotides. RefSeq lists its product as uncharacterized. Lineage: Eukaryota; Metazoa; Chordata; Actinopteri; Labriformes; Labridae. Bases 1 to 843 code for a protein of 280 amino acids. The record is from RefSeq and is a predicted model, not a curated record. The transcript is spliced from 6 exons.